AUGCGAGGAGUUGCCAGACCAGGUUUGGUCAUCGAUGGAGGAGAUUUAGACAUAACCUUUAUUACGCAGUCACCAACUGGCUAUGCCAUUAUCACAGAUAUUCGAAAAUCAGAAAAUACCCACAGGGUGACAGCAUCAGAAGAUGGUGACUACAAGUUCUGCUUUGACAACACCUUCAGUAGAUUUUCAAUCAAACUUGUAUAUUUCGAGCUCUCGGUAGAGAAUGCAGAUGGGGUCGAUGAUGAUGAUGACGAUGAUGAAGAGUGGAUGAAGUUUGUCAGGGAUGAAGAGACGCUAGGCAUUAGCAUUGAUAACAUGAAGGGUGCUCUUGCAGAAGUCAAGAGCAAUCUAGCAAAGUCCAUACAGUUACAGACUCUACGGAAAGCCCACGAGGCAAAGGAUAGGAACGUGAUGGAGACCAACUACACGCGAGUCAACACCUGGUCAAUUGUCUUCAUCUGUAUCCUGAUAUCGACAGGCAUUGUGCAGGUUGUCAUGAUCAGAGGUUUAUUUGAUGAAAAGAGCAUGGCUCACAAAAUGAUGAAGAAACUCCAAGGCCAGCAGAACCAGUACUAUUAAAGGUUAUGAGAUGGUUGGGAUCCAAGUGCCUUUGCAAGCAGCUGCAUCUUCGGAAGGACGUGUGUGCGUGAGGAACAUGCAUUUUUAUUUUACACGUAAGUGUUGGGGUUGGAACUAGUGCAUAAUAAUAUAGAGAGCAGGUUCAUUGAGAAUUGUAUGAACCUUGAGUACCUCAUCUUAAUUAUUAUAGCCACCGAACAGAGUUACAUGAAGAGACAAGAAUCAACAAGAUGCAAUGGGUUCUGGACACUGAAUCUUAAUUCAAAAUUUAGUACACAAGAUUUUUUCUGAAAUGCAAUAUAUAAUGUUGAAACAUCACUUCUUUUAACAGACCAAAACGGUUUUUAGCAUAGCAUUUACUUUUUGUAACCCACGGGAGGUUCACGAUAGUCAAGGAUGAAUGCACAUAAUUCGGUUCAACCCAGUUAUAUCAACUGGAAUAUAUUAAAGGAGCACAGACAUAUAUUUUUAGAGAUUAAAAAGCAACAAAUAAAUCAAUUUCAAUGUCGACCAGCUGUACGGGUGAAAGUGUAUAAUCGAAAAUAUAUCACUAUUAGUUGUGAUAUAUUUCUGACGUAAUGUUGCUGUGUAUGUGUGUGUCACCCUAUUGUGUAUUAUUGCCCAUGUCUAAUAUUUAUGGGCUUGUUUUUCUUAUCUUCGUGCUUGCAUGAACCCCAUCCUCAUAAUAAAUUGUGAUAAUUGCACAGAACAAAUGUCGCCCUCUUCGAACGAAAUGCUGAUGUGUUAUUGUAGUCAUAAAUUAAACUGUGGCAUUGUACUGAACCUUUAGACGUUUUUGAAGCAUAAGUUCAGAGAUGUAUUAAAGUACAUAUUUUCUUGUAGAUGGCAGCAUUGAGGUUAGGUUAACUCCGUGUUGUUGUCUGCCAACUGCUUACAUAUUUGAGCUUUAGUUUGGCUGAGAGGGUCUAUGUCCCCCAGGGUACUGCCGGAACGUACCCUGGGUAUGGUCCGGUAUACCGGAACGUACCCUGGUACUAUCUAAUCACAGGCCCUUGGCCCAGGGCCUGUGAUCUAAUAUGCCGGACCGUACCUCGCCUACUCCACUAACGAGUCUAGGAAGUCGCCUAUGCCUACUCC
This is a messenger RNA of Priapulus caudatus, 1677 nucleotides long. Its product is annotated as transmembrane emp24 domain-containing protein 5-like. The transcript has 6 exons. The record is from RefSeq and is a predicted model, not a curated record. Gene Ontology annotation, cellular component: Golgi apparatus; endoplasmic reticulum-Golgi intermediate compartment; endoplasmic reticulum. The coding region runs from base 1 to 579 and encodes 192 amino acids. Lineage: Eukaryota; Metazoa; Priapulida; Priapulimorpha; Priapulimorphida; Priapulidae. Gene Ontology annotation, biological process: Golgi organization; intracellular protein transport; endoplasmic reticulum to Golgi vesicle-mediated transport.